This is a messenger RNA of Lactuca virosa, 1160 nucleotides long. The record is from the annotation of a GenBank genome assembly. Lineage: Eukaryota; Viridiplantae; Streptophyta; Magnoliopsida; Asterales; Asteraceae.
AGUUUACUCUUUGUUAAACAUUAAAGAGCAAAAGCAGAGAGAAGGGGGCGUUUGUCAUCAUCGUGUUCUAAAAUUCGAUUUCUUCAGACAUGGCAAUGGCGAAUUUGGCCAGAAAAAAGGCCAUCAAUCUCUUCAACAACACUGUCAUCUCUUCAGGUGCACUCAGGUAUUCAUAUUCUCUUUCAUCUACGUUCUCUAGAGGAUUCGCGUCGGGAUCUGAUGAGAACGAUGUCGUCGUCAUCGGCGGCGGUCCUGGUGGAUACGUGGCGGCGAUCAAGGCUGCUCAGCUAGGGCUCAAAACUACUUGUAUCGAGAAGCGCGGCGCUCUCGGUGGUACCUGCCUCAACGUUGGUUGCAUCCCUUCUAAGGCACUUCUUCAUUCAUCUCACAUGUACCACGAGGCCAAAACAAGCUUCGCCAAACACGGUGUAAAGUUGGAUAAUGUAGAAAUCGAUCUUGCAGCCAUGAUGGGCCAAAAAGAUAAAGCCAUAUCAACUCUCACAAAAGGCAUCGAAGGCCUUUUCAAGAAAAACAAAGUAACAUACGUAAAAGGACACGGGAAAUUCCUCUCCCCUUCGGAAAUUUCCGUGGAUACCCUCGAGGGCGGGACCACAGUGGUGAAAGGCAAAAACAUUAUAAUCGCCACCGGAUCCGAUGUCAAAGGACUCCCCGGAAUCACAAUUGAUGAAAAACGAAUCGUGUCAUCCACCGGAGCUUUAUCUUUGACCGAAAUCCCAAAAAAGUUGACCGUCAUCGGGGCGGGAUACAUCGGGUUGGAAAUGGGGUCGGUGUGGGCCCGCCUCGGGUCGGAAGUCACAGUGGUCGAAUUUGCCCCCGCUAUCGUUCCAUCAAUGGAUGGAGAGAUCCGGAAGCAAUUUCAAAGGUCUUUAGAGAAACAAAAGAUGAAAUUUAUGCUCAAUACUAAAGUGGUGGCGGUUGACACCACCACGGAUGUUGUGAAAUUGACACUCGAACCGUCGUCGGGCGGUGAUCAAUCGGUUCUUGAAGCGGAUGUGGUUCUUGUAUCCGCGGGUCGGAACCCGUUUACAUCCGGGCUCGGUUUGGAGACAAUUGGUGUUGAGACUGAUAAAAUCGGGAGAAUCCCGGUUGAUGAAAGAUUCGCGACGAAUGUAAACGGUGUUUUGCGAUUGGUGAUGUGA